AUGGUGUUUGUUCCUUUCUUUUAUCUGCUGGCAGGUUUGACCUUGGCUUCUGGAAAGCCGAUUUUGCUCCCCAGGCUGGCCCAGGAAGCAUCGCAGGACGUUGCCGAACACUCUUUUGACGUAACCCUCGAGUCCCUUGGAAAUUCAACUGUGAAGGCGGAGGUCACAAAUACAGGCACAGAAGGUCUUCGACUCAUCCAGAGAGGUGGUAUCCUCGAUCAGUUCCCAACGAGGAAAGUCAACGUCAAGGGUGGUGAUUCCGACCCCAAGUUCACCGGCGUCCGCGUUGAAUACAUUCUUUCUCACUUAACAGCCGAUGGCUUCGUCCAACUCUCGCCAAAUCAGACAGUUGGAUCUGUCUUCGACGUCGCCGACCUCUACGAGCUCUCUCCGGGCCAGGAAUACACAGCAGUCGCGAAAGGCCUCCUCCAGUACACGACGCUAGCAAAUGAGAAGAGAUUCCUCACCUUCAGCUAUAAAUCCAACAACAUCUCAUUCACCGCACCAACCGACACCACCAAACGCCUGGAAGAUCGCUCCACUCUCGUAUGCUCCGACGAAUACAACCAGGUUGUGCAAGAUGCGAUCUCCCGGGCAGCUGAAAUGGCCACUGCUGCGGCGGCCGAUGCUCGCACCGGUAGCGCUCUCUUUCAAAAAUACUUCAAGUCCACAUCCGAGGACGAUAUAGAGGAGGUUGCUGGUCGGCUAGAUGCCAUUGCUAAAGAAGCAACAACGACAGGCCAGCUAAAGUACUACUGUGAGCCCACGGCAGAAGACUACUGCGCUGGCAAUGUUGCGGCCAUGACAUACCCCACUCUCAACAGAGUUGUCAACUGCCCAGGGUACUACGCCAGCACCAAGGUCUCGAAUUAUUGCGGGUAUCUCGACCAAGCUGCCAUCACACUCCAUGAGUACGCACACGCGGACGCUCUGUACAGUCCUGGAACAGAAGAUAUUGCGUAUGGCUAUGAGUCUGUUUUGUCUCUUGACACGGAAGAUUCGAAGAAUAAUGCAGACAACUUUGCUUAUUAUGCUUCUUCUGUCUACCUCCAAUGUGACGCCAACGAAGAACCAGGCGAGAUUGGAUCGGAACUUGACGUCGAUGUCGGUUCAAGCGGAAGUGGCUCCACACAAACACCCACAGCAACAGCUGAACCUACAUAUCCCCCAGGACCCACAUCCACUGGAACAACAGGAACCGGUACUGGUACUGGCAUUGGUACAGAUACAGGAACUGGUACAGGCUGGACCUGGCCGUGGGGCCAAGGCUGGGGAAUGAACGAUGACAGCGGCAGUGGCGACAGUGGCUCAUUGACUGGCACAACGUCAGAUACAAACACUGGCUCUAAUACUGGUUAUGGUACUGGCUAUGGUACUGACUUCGGUACUGGUCCAAGCGGUGUUUACGGCGGCUGGGAUGCAGACAAAAGCUCAGACUCUUCCGCUGCUGCAGUUACAUCGGCCCCGACUGCGGCACCCGUCACUACCACGGAUGGCCAGGAGCUCUGGAAUCUGAAUGAUCUGGUCAACUGGUUGGUGAGCAUGUAUGCGGGAGACGGACAGAUGCAGGGACAAACACAGGGACAGACUCAGACCAAGACGGCAAGUUCCAACUUGGACUCCGGAUCUGGCGGGUAUAACGCGGAGGCCGGACAGAGUGCGACCGGUACUCAGGCUACUCAGGCGGAAAAUGAUAAGGAUUGCGAUGAGUAG
This is a messenger RNA of Aspergillus nidulans FGSC A4, 1713 nucleotides long. RefSeq lists its product as uncharacterized. Gene Ontology annotation, biological process: proteolysis. The record is from RefSeq and is a predicted model, not a curated record. NCBI's taxonomy places the organism in Eukaryota, Fungi, Ascomycota, Eurotiomycetes, Eurotiales, Aspergillaceae. The transcript has 2 exons. Gene Ontology annotation, molecular function: metallopeptidase activity; metalloendopeptidase activity. Bases 1 to 1713 code for a protein of 570 amino acids. Gene Ontology annotation, cellular component: extracellular region.